Messenger RNA from Blepharisma stoltei, 435 nucleotides. The record is from the annotation of a GenBank genome assembly. NCBI's taxonomy places the organism in Eukaryota, Ciliophora, Heterotrichea, Heterotrichida, Blepharismidae.
AUGCAAAGAAUAUUAGAAGAGUAUAACAGCUUUUUUUUAAAUCCUGAUCCUUCUUUUGAGGUUAGAAUCGCCAAUAAUAACUACUAUUUAUGAAAUUGUGUACUUAAAGGACCUCCAGGAUCUCUUUAUGAAGGUGGACGUUUUCGUUUUACGCUGAACAUUCCUAGCAAUUAUCCUAAUACACCCCCUUCAAUUAUUUUUCAGAACAAACCUUUUCAUUGCGACAUUAGAGAAAAUGGAUAUGUCUGCUGAGAACUGCAAGCAAAAUGAAGUCCUUCUUGGCGUAUUAGAGGUAUUUUUGGCUGCUUGAUAGGACUACUUUUUAAUCCAGUUCCACACCCAGGAGAUCGUUAUGAGCCAGACCUCCUCUAUUGCACAAAUCGUCCAAGAUAUGAGCAAAGAGCAAGAGAGAUAACUAAUCUUAAUAGAUCCUAA